AGUAUAAAUAACGCUGAAAGUUCAUACCUUAGACUAUAAUAAACUUACCAUCGUAAGAUGAAGAUCUACGCUUUCAUAAGUCUUUUGUUGGCCAUUUUGGCGCUUGCAGUCGCAACACCAAAUCCUGAGCCAAAACCUGAACCUAAGUGGGGAGGUGGCGGUGGUGGUGGUGGCGGCGGUGGAAAAUUGUGGGGAGGCGGCGGUGGUGGUGGUGGAGGUGGCGGAAAAUAGAUUCUUUAACCACAUACUACAUACAUUAUCACAGGCGAUUUUUUUUUAGAAUUUGUUUCAAUUUAACAAAAAAUCAUUUAUAAUCUGUUACAAAUCGCUAAUCAAUCAAGAGUUUCGACAUAAAAAAAAAUAAAAUGUUUCAAAACUGAAUAAA
Teleopsis dalmanni is the source of this 385-nucleotide messenger RNA. RefSeq names its product protein FAM98B-like. The transcript is spliced from 2 exons. Lineage: Eukaryota; Metazoa; Arthropoda; Insecta; Diptera; Diopsidae. Bases 58 to 231 code for a protein of 57 amino acids. The record is from RefSeq and is a predicted model, not a curated record.